AUGCAGCGCCUUCACCGUGGCAGCCCUUGUGCAGCGGGACGCGGAUUCGCAAGCGGCGCGUUCGCCGCGCCGCAGAAAUCAUUCAAUGCUGCUGUCUCCAACACCCGCCGCGCCCGCGCUGCGACUCCUGUGACGUCGGUCAUCGCGCAGCAGCAGGACGCCGACGACAGCGCUGUCGCCCCCAGUACCAGUGGCAGCGACGCGGGCGCCGCGGCCGGCCCAGGCCUUGCGGCCGCCCAGCAGCAGCAGCAGCAGCAGCAGCUGGGGGGCCGCGUCGCGCGUUUCCGCGCCACCAAGCAGGCGGUUCAGGUCGUGCAGGAGCUGCAGUCUAGAUCCCUGGCAGAGUACAUGGCCCUGCCGGCCAGCCAAUACUCAGUGCUAGACGCCCGCAAGAUCGAGCGUGUUGACGAGUCCACCUUCCGCUGCUACGUUGGCCAGCUCAGCUUCCUGGGCUUCAGCGUGGAGCCCGUCAUCACCGUCAGCGUCUCCGUCGAGCCCCGGGGCUGCACGAUCCGCCUGCUGUCCUGCCGCCUGCAGGGCAGCCGGCUCGUCGAGGAGGUCAACAACAAGUUCUCGGCGCAGAUGACUAACGCGGUGGUGUGGGAGCCGACGGAAGAUCCAGGCGCGAAGCAGAUCUCCAGCAGCACGACCCUGUCGGUUGAUGUGGAGGUUCCCGGCUGGCUGGUGCUGCCGACGUCUGCGGUGGAGGCCGCCGGCAGCGGCGUGAUGGCGGCGACGCUCAACGCGAUGGUGCCGUCGUUCUUGCGGCAGCUGGAGCGCGACUACGCGCUGUGGGCGUCGGGGGAUACGUCGCGGCGGCCGCUGGGGGAGGGCAUCCUGUGA
Monoraphidium neglectum is the source of this 843-nucleotide messenger RNA. RefSeq lists its product as hypothetical. The transcript is spliced from 2 exons. The record is from RefSeq and is a predicted model, not a curated record. NCBI's taxonomy places the organism in Eukaryota, Viridiplantae, Chlorophyta, Chlorophyceae, Sphaeropleales, Selenastraceae. Bases 1 to 843 code for a protein of 280 amino acids.